This is a messenger RNA of Bactrocera latifrons, 515 nucleotides long. Its product is annotated as cuticle protein 8-like. Bases 61 to 498 code for a protein of 145 amino acids. NCBI's taxonomy places the organism in Eukaryota, Metazoa, Arthropoda, Insecta, Diptera, Tephritidae. Gene Ontology annotation, cellular component: extracellular matrix. The record is from RefSeq and is a predicted model, not a curated record. The transcript has 2 exons.
CAGAAUUAGUGAACAUUAAAAGUUCAGCAACCGAGUUUUAAAUACAAUAAAUCUAAGAAAAUGCAAAUCCUCUCGUGUAUCGCCUUCACCGCUGCCGCACUCUUUGGCGUCGCUUGCGCAGGAUAUAUUCCACAUGGACACGCCUCCAGUUACGCCUCGGUUCUUCAACACACUGAUGGACACUAUGGUUAUGGCAGCCACGACCACCACUACGAGCACCACGAACCCCACCAUUAUCCCAAGUACACUUUCGAGUAUGGUGUAAAGGACGCACAUACUGGUGAUCACAAGAGCCAAUGGGAGCACCGUGACGGUGAUCAUGUCAAGGGAGGAUAUACCUUAGAGGAAGCUGAUGGCACCACACGCGUUGUGGAGUACACCGCCGAUGAUCACAACGGCUUCAACGCUGUUGUCAAGAAAAUAGGUCAUGCCCACCAUCCCCAGGCAUAUCACCAUGGCGCUUAUGGUUAUGAUCAUGGUCACGCUGGUAGCUACUGAGCAAACUCUUUAUCGAA